CCGGCUGCGGAAAAACAACUGCUUUGCAUCAUAUUGCACUUCAAUUGCAUCUUUAUCAAGAUUAUGACAUUAUUGAUAGUCAUGAUCCCAUGGAUUUGAGAAAUUAUUUUAACCCUGAAAGGAAACAGAUAUUUGUCUUCGAUGAUGUUUAUGGAAAAUAUAUGUCAGAACAGACGAAAAUUGAAACUUGGUCGAGAGUUUCAGAGCAGAUAACCAAGAUCUUGCAAAAAAACACUGUUAAGAUUUUUUCAUCAUGUAGAUCACACAUAUAUAAUCAAAUUGAAAAAGACGAUAAUAUCAUUUGCAGAAAUGUUUGUGAUUUGUUGUCAGAUGAACACAUUUUAACUGUUGAUGAAAGGGUCCUUAUUGCAGGGAAAUACCUUCCUGAAUAUACUGUUGCUUCCCUUAUGCUAACAGAAUACUUUAAUGAAUAUGACUUUUUCCCGCUCCUAUGUAAGCUUUCUGCUAACAAAACAUCAAGUGAUAUUGAAAAGUUAUUUUCUAGACCAGUUGAUUUUGUCCGACAAGAGUUACAUUCUAUGAUGAAGCUGAGUGAUCAAACAACUGCAGCUACGUUAUUUUUAUUUGUAAUUUACAACAACUGUUUAACAAAAGAACAUGUAUGUAGAACGUCUGCAAUCAGAUCCAUUUUACAUGCUUUGUCAGAGGAGUUUAAAAUUCCCUCUGUUUUUUCUAUCAAGAUAGUGAAACGUCAAUUAGAGUUUUUAAUGAAGUCUUACGUCAUUGAAACUGAAAAUAAGUACAAAGUUAUUCAUGAUAAAAUCUUCGAUAUUAUUAUUUCUUUUUUUGGGCAGUUCAUGUUUGAUCUCGUAAUUGCGUACGCUCAUCCAGAUGUAAUACGUGAUCGUUUCCAAUUUGACUCUAUAGGAGCGCCCUUAAGAGAAAAUAUGAUUAUUGUAUCUGCUGAAAAGGAAGAAGACUAUCUUGAACGUUUGUGCACAGAUAUGAACAAAGGCAAUGUUGAAAAUGUAUUUUUAAAUCGCCAGUUACAAUACCAGUUAUUUCGAACAAAACUUAUUUCAUGGUUUGAAAAGAAAAAAGCCGAUCUAGCAGGGCCAAUGUCAAUGCAUUCAAACAAGAAGUCUUCUCCAUUGCUGAUAAUGACAAAACAAGGAUACUGCGAUAUGAUCCGUAUGUUAAUAGAUAUGAAUUUGAAUAUAAACGUGUGUGAUGAAUAUCAAAGAACACCAUUAUUUAUAUCAUGUUGGGAGGGAAAUGUAGACGCAGUUGAUUUACUAUUAAACAACAAAUGUAACCCUGAUCUUUGUAACAAAUAUGGCAUGUCUACUCUGUAUGUUGCAUCGUGGAUGGGGUUUCGGCCUAUUGUUAAGUUGCUGUUAGAAAGUAAAUGCAAUAUGGAUAAUGAUGGACACAAAAAUUGGAACCCACUACGAAUUGCUGCAAAUUCAGGAUACAACAAUGUAGUCGAAUUAUUGUUAACACACAAUUGUUUUCAUAUUCCUAGUAUGUUUGACCUUAAAUUACCUUUUUGCAUUACUCUCUUGCAGAAACAUUUACAAAUGGCAAAAUAUAUUUUAAGACCUGCUUGUUGUUCAGAUACCUGUACCAAGUAUAGUAAGUCAAUAUUAAGCAUUGUUUUGCACAAGAUGCAUGCAAUGCUUUUUAAAUCUUUUAUUGAACCUUUAAAUGAGAAAGAUAUAGAACAGUGUUUCAAAAAUGAUUUAAUUCAAAGACAUGUUUUAACAUUAUUAUCAAUGCACAAGUGUUAUUCUGUGUGUUGUGAUAAAAUUUUUACAGAGUAUAAACUGUCCUUUUUAAUUUCCACAACAUGUGAAUAUGAAGAUGCUGUUUCACUGCUGUUGACCGGUCAAAUUCAUGCAGGAAAUUUUUGUCAAGAUGAAAUGUCACCUCUAAUACUUGCUUUGGCAAAUGAAAACAUCUUAAAUAUGUUAUUGAAAAAAGACUUCCUUCAAGUUUGUAAGUCCCAUCAACGUCUUUUCUGUAAAGCAGCCUCGCAAGGAUUUGUUCAAACUGUCAAGUUAUUAUUAAAGUAUAAUGUAAAUCCUAAUGAUUGUAAUAACUCAGGCGAGUCACCACUUUACUUGGCAAUUAAAUAUGAUAAUAUGGGUAUCGCCAAACUGUUGAUUCAUAAUAAGGUCGAUCUAAACAUUGUUAAUGCAAAUAGAAACUCUGCAUUGUUUCUUGCGUCAGCUAAAUGCCAUACUGAAAUAGUCAAACUAUUGCUAGAACACAAGUGUGAUCCAAACAUUGUCAAUGAAAACAGCAACUCUGCAUUGUAUGUUGGGUCAGCUAAAGGACAUACCGAAAUAGUUAAACAAUUGCUAAAACACAAGUGUGAUGCAAACAUUGUUAAUGAAAACAGCAACUCUGCAUUAUUUGUUGCGUCAGAUAGCGGACAUACUGAAAUAGUCAAACUAUUGCUAGAACACAAGUGUGAUCCAAACAUUGUCAAUGAAAACAGCAACUCUGCAUUGUAUGUUGGGUCAGCUAAAGGACAUACUGAAAUUGUCAAACAAUUGCUAAAACACAAGUGUGAUCCAAACAUUGUUAAUGAAAACAGCAACUCUGCUUUGUAUGCUGCGUCAGUUAAAGGACAUACUGAAAUAAUCAAAUUAUUGUUAAAACACAAAUGUGAUCCAAACGUUGUUAAUGAAUAUAGCAACUGUGCAUUGUUUGCCGCGUCAGCUAAAGGACAUACUGAUAUAGUCAAACUAUUGCUAGAACACAAGAGUGAUGCAAACGUUGUUAAUAAAAACAGCAACUCUGCAUUGCAUUUUGCAUCAGAUAAAGGACAUACUGAAAUAGUCAAACUAUUGCUAAAACACAAGUGUAAUCAAAACAUUGUCAAUGAAAACAGCAAAUCUGCAUUGUUUGUUGCGUCAUCUAAAGGACAUAUUGAAAUAGUCAAACUAUUGCUAGAACACAAGUGUGAUCCUAACAUUGUCAAUAAAGACAGGAAAUCUGCAUUGUUUGUUGCGUCAGCUAAAGGACAUACUGAAAUAGUCAAACUAUUGCUAGAACACAAGUGUAAUCCGAACAUUAUUAAUGGACAUGGUUCAUCUGCAUUGUUUGUUGCGUCAGGUGAAGGACAUACUGAAAUAGUCAAACUAUUGCUUGAGCACAAGUGUGAUCCAAACUUUAUCAAUGAACAUGGAUCAUCUGCAUUGUUUGUUGCGUCAGGUGAAGGACAUACUAAAAUAGUCAAACUAUUGCUAGAGCACAAGUGUGAUCCAAUCAUUGGUAAUGAAAACAGCAAAUCUGCAUUGUUUGUUGCGUCAUCUAAAGGACAUCAUGAAAUAGUCAAAAUAUUGCUAGAGCACAAGUGUGAUCCAAACUUUAUUAAUGAACAUGGAUCAUCUGCAUUGUUUAUUGCAUCACGUGAAGGAAGGACUUACUGAAAUAGCCAAAAUAUUACUAAAACACAAACUUGAUCCAAACAUUGGAAAUGAAAACAGUAAUUCUGCAUUGUUUUUUGCGUUAUCUAAAGGACAUAUUGAAAUAGUUAAACUAUUGCUAGAAUACAAGUGUGAUCAAAACAUUUUUAAUGAAAACAGCUACUCUGGAUUGUUUUUUGCGUCAUCUCAAGACCAUAUUGAAAUAGUAAAACUAUUCCUAGAACAAAAGUGUGAUUAAAAAAUUGUCAAUGAAAACAGCUACUCAUCAUUGUUUUUUGUUUCAUUUAAAGGACAUAUUGAAAAAGUCAAACUAUUGCUAGAACACAAGUGUGAUCCAAACAUUGUCAAUGAAAACAUCAACUCUGCAUUGUAUGUUGGGUCAGCUGAAGGACAUACUGAAAUAGUGAAACAAUUCUUAGAACACAAGUGUGAUUCAAACAUUGUAAAUAAAAACAGCAACUCUGCAUUAUUUCUUGCGUCAGAUAGCGGACAUAAUGAAAUAGUCAAACUAUUGCUAGAACACAAUUGUGAUCCAAACAUUGUCAAUGAAAAUAGCAACUCUGCAUUGUUUAUUUGGUUAGCUAAAGGACAUAACGAAACAGUCAAACAAUUGCUAAAACACAAGUGUGACCCAAAUAUUAUUAAUAAGACAGCAAUACUGUAUUGUAUGUUGCGUUAGCUAAAGGACAUACUGAAAUAGUCAAACUAUUGCUAAAAGACAAGUGUGAUCCAAAUGUU
This is a messenger RNA of Mytilus californianus (California mussel), 4136 nucleotides long. Its product is annotated as ankyrin-3-like. The transcript has a single exon. The record is from RefSeq and is a predicted model, not a curated record. Gene Ontology annotation, molecular function: protein binding. The coding region runs from base 90 to 3401 and encodes 1103 amino acids. Lineage: Eukaryota; Metazoa; Mollusca; Bivalvia; Mytilida; Mytilidae.